UAAGUGAAGGCACCGUGUCUUGUAAUGAACUGUAAAAUCUAAACAGUCUGCGUUAACCCUAAAUGGAAUAACGGUCGUUAAUGAGUUAAAGCACCGAAGAUCAAGCUCGAUGAGCUCCUCCGGGUCCACCUCGCAUAUCCUCCGUGACGUCCAGCGUGCUCCCGGUGAUUCUGAAGUAAGCGGCGACCCCCCACUGACUGACACCCUGCGAUUCCUGUGGUUCCCCCUGCAUCCAACUUCAGUGCAUCAGGGUUCUGUCAGUGGUUUGGACUCUCAUUGGACGCUUUAUUAAGUGGCUAUUCGGUCUGGCGCAGCCUCCCCCUGGGGCCGGCGUGCGCUCCCAGCAGCCCGUGGUGCCCUGCGCCGACCCCUCCCGAGCCCAUGUUCAGGCAGGAAUUGCAGGAGCCAUGUGCCUCCCUCCCCCCAACAGCAUGGACAGUAAGCAACAGGGGCCGGUGACAGGGGGAGUGGCUUUACCAAACCCACAAGAUGGAGGCGUUUCUCUGGAGCCCUUCACACACCAGGUGGGGGGUCACACCAGCAUGAUGCGGUACGAUGACCACACCGUGUGUAAGCCUCUGAUCAGCAGAGAGCAGCGCUUCUAUGAGUCUCUGCCUCCUGAGAUGAAGGAGUUCACUCCCGAGUAUAAAGGCGUGGUCCUGGUGUGCUUUGAAGGCGACUCCGACGGCUACAUCAACCUGGUGGCGUACCCCUACGUGGACAACAUGGAGGACAUGAUGGGGGAGCUGGAGGAGCAGGACCCCCUGGAGAGGGAGCAGCAGAGGCGGACGCAAUCCCGCCGCAGCCUCCGCCGAUCCUCCUCGUCCUCCGAAUACAAGGAGGAGCGGGCCGAGCAGAGGGAGGAGCGGGCCGAGGAGCGGGCCAAGCAAAGGGAGUCGCACGACACCGACAGCUCCGACAAUUCUGUGAAACAGAGUCCCCUGCUGGACCCAAAGGUCCGCUCGGAUGUCCCGUUCCAGAUGCUGGACUGGAACAGCAGCGUGGCCUCGGAGAAGAUCGGCCUCAACCCCUGGAGCCUGGUGUGCCACAAGCAGCAGCUCAACCGCAUGAGAUCUGAGUCCAAGGACCGCAAGCUCUUCAAGUGCCUGCUGCUGGAGAACGUCGUCCACCACUUCUCCUUCCCCUGCAUCCUGGACCUGAAGAUGGGAACCCGGCAGCACGGCGACGACGCCUCGGAGGAGAAGGCAGCCCGGCAGAUAAAGAAAUGCGAACAGAGCACUUCGGCCAAGCUGGGCGUCAGAGUGUGUGGCAUGCAGGUGUACCAGCUUAGCACUGGCCUCUACCUGUGCAAGAACAAGUACUAUGGGCGCGGCCUGUCGAAGGAAGGCUUCCGCCAGGCGCUCCGCCAGUUCCUGGAUAACGGGAAGGGCCUGAGGCGGGACGUCUUUGAGCCGAUCCUGAACAAGCUCCGCAACCUGAAGGUGGUGCUAGAGAGGCAGGAGUCCUACCGCUUCUACUCCUCCUCUCUUCUCAUCAUCUACGAGGGAAAGGUGAGCAGAUGGGAGUCUGAAGACGCCCCGCCGCCCGGCCCUGGGCAGGGCGCCACCCCUGCAGAUGUCCACGCCGCUCCCUCUCCUCACUCCAACAUUUCCAGUGAAACGGACUUCAACCAGAACCAGGACUCGGACCUGGAGCCUCAGUCCUCUCAGGGACCCGGACAUUCGGCGCCAGACGCCCCCCCCUCUCCCUUUCCGCCCAGCGUGACGGACUGCUGCCCCUUUGUGCCCUGCCCCCCGUCAAAAUGUCCCUCCCUGCAGCCGCCUCAGCAGCCGCCUCAGCAGCCCCCUCUGGUGGACGUUCGCAUGAUUGACUUUGCCCACUCCACCUUCAGGGGUUUCCCCAACGACACGGCCGUGCACAAAGGCCCAGACCAGGGCUACGUGUUCGGACUGGAGAACCUGAUCCAUAUUCUAGAGGACUUUCGAGAUGAGAACCUGCCGUAGCUCCAGAGGCUCCCAUGCGGUUCUGUCGGACCAAACCGGCUCGGUUCUGUUCAAUAAACAACAAAAAAGUCCUCCCACUCUAGAGACUGAUUGGUCUUUAAGCAAACACACACACACACCUCUUACUGUGAGUCCAUUCAGGUCGGACCGCACCGAGGAGGCGGGACGGCGCCGCCAAAAUGGCCGCACACCAAACUAUGAUCUCUCGCUAUGAGGACCUCCGUGGUUUAAAGCAUUCCCUCACCAUCACACAUCAAUGCCGAACCACAGAGUGGCGGUGACAUCACAGCAGGUGGCCCGCCGCCAUCCUGAGGGGAUUUUAACUGCUUUAAUCCAGAACAAUGCCGGUUCUGAUAAAAAGUUAGAAAAGGCAGCUGAGACUACAGAGAAGGGUUUUAAUUGUCCAUAAAUGUAAAAAAAAAAAAGCUGCGACUGCAACCCGUUGGCUGGCAGAAAAAGGGAACCAGUGUGGCCACUAGGGGGAGUGCUUUUCUAGAUUAAAGCGUAUCUUUAAGGGAAACUCAAAAUUCAGAGGAUUUUUCUCAUCCUGUUGGUCGGACUCAACUACAUCCUGGGAACAUUGUGGUUGGACGAAACGUCCACUGACUGACCAAUCAGCUCCAAUCCCAGCGCAGAUCCUCCUCCUGGCUCCUCAGAAACAAAAACCCACAACAGCGAAUCGGGGCCAAAAAAGGACUAAAUAUCCACUGAAAAACUCAGACAUUAAGAGAGUAAUUUCAGACUCUUUCUAGACAAAAACAAGGAAAUUUCUGAUCUCCAAAAGUCUAAAAUGUGCAAGAAAAAAAAAUCUUAAUUUUUUCUAGAAAACAUUUUGGAAAAUUUUCCACUUUCUCCAAACCAAAUUUGCAAAAAUGUUUACUUUUGAAAUUUCAAAUUUCUAAUAGAAAUUGACGUUUGAAAUUCAGUUUUUUUAUAGAUAAUUUCUGAUAUUAAUCUCAAAAGUUUUUGUUUUGUUUUGGGUUUUUUUUUGGCAGAAAUCUACUCGUUUCAUUUUUCUAACUAUAUUGGCCCCAUUACGCCGUGGUAGAACCCGUAUAACCUCAGAAAUGAAAGAAGAAGGAAAAAACGCACUAAGAGACACACCUGGUUCUGGAAGAGCGCAGUGGCGCCCCCUGGAAGGGAGAUCAGCAAUGCAGUGCAGCAGAAACAGGCACUCAGAGGAAAAUGUAACCGUUUUAUUUUAAAACAUUGGGGAUUAAUCAGAAAUCUAAUGUGGCCUGUGGCCUGUGAAGCUCAUUUGUAAUAUUUGAAGCAUAAAUGUCACUUUAAGAUCUGGUUCAGUGGUGUCCAGAUGUUUUUUUUAUUUUAUGUUUUGUUCUUAGCAGAUCUCAUGGAAAAAAGCCCUUCAUGAAUGCACUGAUGCAGCUCAGUUUGUAUGUUCUGAAGAAGUGAAGAGAAAUUUUCUGUUUUUCUAUUUUUGGGUUUUUUGUGUGUGAAGGUCCUCCUAUUUCACAGGAGCUCUGAAGCGCCUGACCCUGAAGGCCAACAUGGCGCCUUUCCAUGGGAUUUGUUAACAGCACUGAUUAAAAAGUAGAGUAACACCACCCUCAACUAUCAGGGCUCGGUUAUAUAAUAUUUUUCUGAUGGAAAUGGGAAAUGAGACCAAAAACUAAAUAAAUUAAAUUCCUUUUGAACAUUUCGCUGGUGUUGAAUUAUCAUGCAGCUCUGCCUCAAAAUAUAGAAGUUUAUAUUUAUAUAUAAAUCUAUGUUAGAGUCCUGUACCUGUCGGCAGUAGUGGCAAUAACGUGUCCGUGUCUCUGGCUGCUUUGGAGUGGUUAGCCAAUCAGAUUCGUUGAUCUUCCUCCGCCUGAGGCUGAGGCUGGCCGAAGCGCGGCACCGCCCCCUGCUGGACAGCAACAGGUACUCAGCCUCAGGAGCAGGAACCAAACAGAGCAAAUAAUGUAUUUUAUUUUUGGUUUAUUAAGGUGAUAAUUUAUUUUUUUAUUGUACCUUUACCCACAGAUACGGGUACGUGUUUUAUCCCCCACCUUUAAAAGUGUAAAAAUGUAAAGAUGUUAGGAGGAGAGAAUAGAAGCAGUAUUAUCAUUGGAGCUAACUCGGCUCUGCUGCCUUGCUCUGGACCUGCGGUUCCGGUGGGGAAAACUGUUCAACGUGUCUGUGUGUGUUCUUUGAUUGUUGGUUUGUUUCACUCUUACAUCGACAGAGCCGAAAUAAAAUAAAUAAACCUGCAUGCUCAUCGACGUCCCUCCUGUUCGAGACCGUUUUCCGCGCCACGUCAAACGUUACAGCCGUUAACCGACCGACGGCCCGCUGUUACCUCCGAUCCUCAUGGUUGUUGGCUUCAGAUUGAUGGGACUUGAUCUUUUUUUUUUUUUUUU
Molecule: messenger RNA, 4324 nt
Organism: Gambusia affinis (western mosquitofish)
Lineage: Eukaryota; Metazoa; Chordata; Actinopteri; Cyprinodontiformes; Poeciliidae
Gene: ip6k1
Product: inositol hexakisphosphate kinase 1
Exons: 9
Coding region: 408-1964 (518 amino acids)
Biological process (GO): inositol phosphate biosynthetic process; phosphatidylinositol phosphate biosynthetic process
Cellular component (GO): nucleus; cytoplasm
Molecular function (GO): inositol hexakisphosphate kinase activity
Source: RefSeq, a predicted model, not a curated record